AUGCUUCGUCGUAGCCACACAAAGUCACGAAAAGGCUGCGCGCAAUGCAAGCAACGCCAUGUCAAGGUAAUCAUCAAUGCCCCUUUGAAGUGCGACGAGGGCCGCCCUCUGUGCCGUUUAUGCACUCUGUCGCAGCGCGAGUGCAGCUUUGAGACCGAGGCCGCCGGGCCCGAGUACCUGUCCGUGUCCGGUGCCUCGUCGCACGAGCCGUCCAUCAGCCCCGGCGGCGGCAGCAGCCCCGAUGGCCUCGCGGAUGCAGCCCAGGCCACGCUCGGCGAGGCGCUCAACCUCGACCACAUGGAGCUGCUCAUCCACGCCGUCUGCAACAACAAGGACAUGUUCAACCUCGGCGACGGCAGCGGCGGCCACACCAACGCGGACCUCGCAAACCUGCAUCUCAGCCUGCACGCCGGCCUCGACGCGCCCUACCUGCUGCACGCCAUGCUCGCAUUCUCAGCGCGACACCUGGCCUUUCUGCACCCCGAGCGCGCGCCCACGUACCUGCACCGCGCGGUGGCGCUGCAGACGCGCGCCGUGUCGCUCUGCAACGCCAGCUGGGCCGGCAGCGGCAGCGCGGCCGUGGACGAGUCCAACUGCGUCCCCGUGCUGCUCUUCGCGACCGUGCUGGGCCACCACGUGCUGGCCGACACCGUUAGCAGCCGGCUCGACGGGUUCGUAGCGCACUACGCACGCUGCGUCGACGUGCACCGCGGUAUCUACGCCGUGGCGCUGGCCGCCUGGCCGCUGCUUCUGCGGUCGGGGCUGGGCGCCGCGCUGGCGUGGUCGUCGGGGUUCACGUCGCGGCCACCACGCGGCCGGCACACAGCGCGCGCAACUGAGCUCGUCGACGCGGCCGCCGACCUCUCAGACGCGGAGAAGGCCGCCUGCCGCGCGGCUAUCCAGUACCUGCAGGUCGGCUUCGACGCCAUGCUUGCCGGAGAGGACGCUAAUGGUAGCGAUGGUGACGAUGAGCAGGGCGCAGAGGAGCGGCAGCGCGCGCGCUACCAGAUGCUCUUCCUCUGGACCAUGCUCGUGCCGCACGAAUUUACGGGCCUGCUACUCGCUAAGCAGCCCGAGGCCCUCGUCGUCCUAGCAUACUACGCCCUGCUGCUGCACUACGGCCGCGCUAUGUGGCAGGUCGGCGGCGCCGGCGCUGCCAUCGUGGCCAUGGUCGCCGAGUUCCUCGGCCCGGACUGGGAGUACUGGCUGGCGUAUCCGUGCGAGAUGGUCGCUGCGUGCGGAUAGAGGGUUCUGGGUCGGGGGGCGCAUGUUUGUGUAGAAUACUUGCAGCCUGGUUAGCUCAUAUACCUGACAUCUCUCGACGCGCGCCUUGUUCUGCUUGACGGCGCGGUGUUUAGGGCUUUGUGUCAACAUGUUACCCGCUUUUCCUGUCUUCUACCCCUUGCUAC
This is a messenger RNA of Lasiosphaeria miniovina, 1409 nucleotides long. RefSeq lists its product as uncharacterized. Bases 1 to 1245 code for a protein of 414 amino acids. Lineage: Eukaryota; Fungi; Ascomycota; Sordariomycetes; Sordariales; Lasiosphaeriaceae. Gene Ontology annotation, biological process: regulation of transcription by RNA polymerase II. The transcript is spliced from 5 exons. The record is from RefSeq and is a predicted model, not a curated record. Gene Ontology annotation, molecular function: DNA-binding transcription activator activity, RNA polymerase II-specific; zinc ion binding.